UGAACAUUAAUAAUAAUUAAGUGUCUUAGAAAGAUGCUCUGUAAACAUGUAGGCACCUUGAUCCUGAAUAAGUAGACUUAUUUUCAAUUUGCAGUGCCACAGCUACCGAUCUUAGAACUCUAGUUUAGUCUCGACGACCUUUCACCUUUCACAUGGCUAACUUUAUGAGGCUCGACUUACUCUAUGCUGAUAUCCAUUGGCGUAUAAACUACCUACGACCCGCGGGUCAUAUCCGGCCCGCCACUGCCAUCAAUCCGGCCCGCGACAGCUUAAGACUAUGCUUAUUUUUGCUUAGGCUUCCCAAGCUUCCAAGGCUUCAGUUUGGAGACUCCUGAGCUAGAGUAAGCCUAAGCGCAGACCAUCGAUUUUUCGUCGGCCGGUAGUUAAGUCGGGCAGUUGAUCAGUAUGGGCAUGUAUGGAAGUGCGCACACUUUGAUUUGGCCGAUUCUUCAUACAAUUUAAAAUAGGGCACAACUAUCGGCCAACUAAAAAUCGAUGGUCUGCGCCUAGUCUAAGGGCACAAGACCAUUCUGGGCUCUGGGAUGGGCCGUGCCCAUUUUAUUAUUUUGAUCUUUUAAAAGAUACAUUUUCAAAAAGAAACUUAUUCUGAAUUGAGAUUUUUAGCUUUAAGUAGAAGAUUGCUCAUCUUAAAGCUACAAUCUCAAUCAAGGCCGGGCAGUAAUCGUGUCUUUAGUACACAAUUUACUUAUUAAAUAUGUUAUGGUGAUGGCGCACAAAAGCUUGCCUGCCUGCCUAUCAUUGUUAACAUUACAUUGACUGGGUAGGUAUUAAAUUUCAUCAUGCAUUUUAUUUGUACAUACAGUCAACAGCAUAUGACUCUAAUUUUUUGUUUUAAAAUAGCACCUAUUUACAUCCUACAUAAAAUCCCAUAGUUUACUUUACUGUCGUCUGUUCGUUACAACAACCUUCGUAGUAAAAACUAAACAGACAGACAACGGACUUAUCGCUUCGAUCAUCACGCAGUGAAAUUUAAUUUAGUAAAAGGUCACUUCCACUAAAUUAAAAAUGUGUAGGUACUUUGUUGUGGACACAUUAAGCUAUUAAGUUGUUUCAUCAAUUUUCGCGAGUACUUCAUCGGUAACAUUAGUUGAAGAGCUUUCGACACAGUUGGACAUUUAUUUUUACAAUGAUAAAAGUAAAUAUGAGAGAGCGUACAGCUAAUGAUCGCUUUUCGAUAAAAAAUCCUUUAAGUUGUUUGUUGUAUUUAUUUUCCUUAAGUACUAAUUCUCGUCGAGAAUUAAACUCUAAUUCACACCUUUCUGUAAUAAAAAUAGUUAUAACAGGCGUCUUGUUUUGUGUGUUGACAGUGUUAAGUAUAUACUACAGAAUUAACAAGGUGUACAGUGAUUUAACCGUAUCGGUCAGACUGACAGAUUUAGUACAAGCAAUAUACGAUUACUUUCAAUUUAACGUGGACUUAUACUUCGUGUAUAAAUAUGGCAGACGUUAUUACCAAGAAUACUAUAAACAGUAUACUACCAUCGACCAAGUUUUAGGCGAGUGCAGCUGUAGCCCUAUUAGAGCAAAAAUUAACAAAUUAGUUUUUUUGUUUGCUUCGUUUUGGGUGGCCGUUUCGGCCGUGGAUUGUUUUGUAUGGGUUUCAACAUACGGGUGGAUGAUCCCUUUUGCUUUUUCAUUGACGUACAUAUAUCUUCUUCUAAAAAUUCUCACUAAUUUAGAUUUUACUUACCAAACUAUGCACAUUGAAGUUCGCUUGGGAAUCAUGCGGAAUUUGAUAUUAACUCAAUACCUUGACUGCGAUUCAUUGUCUGGGGCGACAUCCGACCCAGUCGAAAACAAAAAUUGGUUUUAUUGCAACUCUUCAUCAUUCAAACGUCGAGAAUUUCCGAAGAACAGUCACUCUGGAAUACAAUGGCUCAGCAGAUGUUACUUGCUGUUGAUAGAACAAAGCAGGUUCAUAAAUCAAAAGUUCGGAUUCAGGGUAAGGAAUCAUAAGAUCAAAGGCUUCUUUUGUUCUGAAUAUUGCUCACCAAUUUCGUGACACUUCUCAACAACUAUAAUAAUUCAGCCGAUUGUGAGCGAAUGAGUGGACGUCCUUUGUCGCGUGCGAAGCCUACGAGGAUGUUGUGUCACAGUCUAACACUAAUAAAUUUCUUUUAAAACUCUUCUAGUACCUACUAGCUAUUUUCAAUCUAAGUUAAACAUAU
Ostrinia nubilalis (European corn borer) is the source of this 2189-nucleotide messenger RNA. RefSeq lists its product as uncharacterized. The record is from RefSeq and is a predicted model, not a curated record. NCBI's taxonomy places the organism in Eukaryota, Metazoa, Arthropoda, Insecta, Lepidoptera, Crambidae. Bases 1148 to 2023 code for a protein of 291 amino acids. The transcript has a single exon.